This is a messenger RNA of Aplysia californica (California sea hare), 5073 nucleotides long. Its product is annotated as linear gramicidin synthase subunit C. Lineage: Eukaryota; Metazoa; Mollusca; Gastropoda; Aplysiida; Aplysiidae. The record is from RefSeq and is a predicted model, not a curated record. Gene Ontology annotation, cellular component: cytoplasm. Gene Ontology annotation, molecular function: phosphopantetheine binding. Gene Ontology annotation, biological process: amino acid activation for nonribosomal peptide biosynthetic process; secondary metabolite biosynthetic process.
UUUUUUUUUCUCUCUUCCAAACCAGAAGGAACGCGCUGGUCUAAUCUGACGUAGACAACUUGACCUUCUGAAAGCAAAAAGAAGUGACCAAACGCCUUGAGGAGAGCCUACUCAGCAACAAGUCAGCUCUUUCUUGCUGUACCCAAGAUGUCUGCAUUGCCAUCUUUAGUUGUGAUCGGCGAAGAGAGCGUGGUGCACGAAUGUCUUCGGCGCAUCCUCGCUGCGCAAUUUUCGCUGAAGGCCGUUUUCACUUCCAGCCCCGAGGUUGAGCAAUGGUGUCAGGAGAAGAAGGUGUCUGUUUACGACAGGAAUGAGGAUAUUGAGAAAUGCGUGCAGGCGUGAACUCCACGUGCUGGGCGUUGAUCCAUGGUGAAGAUCACCACGGCGUGACGUGGCACGUGGUGGAACCGGGCAUCGAUGACGGGGACAUUCUCCAGGCACGCACGGUGCAGAUCGCAGAUGACGACACAGCAGGAACCCUUAACCUGAAAUGUCUGAGUGCGUGUCUGGAUGCGUUUGACGCUUUGCUGAAGAAUCUCAGAGACGGAUCGCUGAGCCGGCAACCCCAGGAUCUGAGUAAGAGGUCUUACUUUGGUCUCAAUCGUCUGCCUCCUUCCAUGGGUAUUCUGGAUUUCCAAAAAGACAGCGAAACAAAUUACAAUCUGGCUCGCGCUUGUCUUUUUGGCAACCAUGACAACCAACUGGGUAGUGCAAAGAUCAUGACGCCCGCAGGGACAUUCCUGGUGGUCACCCGUGUCUCUCUAGGCAAUGGUACUGGUCAUCCUGGUAGAAUCACUGCUGUGGGGGACGGUCAUCUUGAAGUGGACACGGCAAACGGAAAUUUGAUCAUGGAGGUCAAGGAUGUAAAUGGACUUUCAGUAAAAAAGGAGACCCUGGAAAGUCGCCACCACCUUGUCAAAGACCUGACUCUGGGAGAACUUCCUGAGGUCAACGAAAACCUGCUGACAGAGAUCAGGAAAAAGGAGAAGUACUGGGUGAAGCAACUGACCCAGUACAACCCUACAUCCAUCAGAAGUCAGCUGUUUGGGACGACCUACAUUGAAUGUGGAGACCCGUUUGAUUUUGAGGAAAAAAGAGUUGACAUCACCGCAAAGAGUGAUUGUAACGCGGAGCAGGUGGUCACAUUUCUGGGUCGUGUCUGCUGCACAGACAGUGUGCACGUUGGCGUGGUGGCUGACAUAGAGGACGCACCGAGACCUCUCCAGCCGAUGCUCUCUGACGUCAUUCCGGCAAUCAUCAAGAUGGACUUUUCAGAGACAACGAGCAGCAACGUGGUGUUGUGUGCUCAAGCUCUGGCCGAAUUUGGAAAGAAGAAGACCUAUAUCCAAGACGUGUUUCGUCGAUAUACCAGUCUGAAAGAGGUUGAGAAUCGCCCCUAUCACAAUCUGGUAAUCGGAGAGGACAAGGAUGUAAGCGAAGAGCGUCGCCGGAGGCUGUUGGCCGACUGCAAAGUCCUGGUCCUGCUGGUGGAGAGACAACUCCAGGUGUACUACAAAUCCCGAGAUGAGAGCACAUGUGGACAGGUCGUGGAGCUGCUGAAGUACCUGCCCCAGUUCCUGGACGGCGCAGGAGGCAUGGCUUUGCGAGACGUUGACCUCAUCUCGCCCGAAGACGCCGCAGCAUUGUACGGGAAGCCAGUUACGUCAAAGGAAACAGGAGAAGAACGUGACCUCAUGGACUACGUCAACGAUUUCUUCCGCAGUCAGCCAGACUGGCCGGCUGUCAGGUCCAGCAAGAUUGAGCUAACGUAUAGUCAGCUCCGAGAGAAAGUCAUGGACAUGGCGGAUCUGUUCAGCUCAGUGUGGCCGGAUAGUCACGUGCCCUUGGAGAACAGCGUGGCGUUGUACAUGCCCAAUAGUGUGUCCUACAUCCUGUCCGUCAUGGUCUGUGUGAGCAGCCGACGUCACUUUGUCCCUCUACCCGUGGAGCACCCAAGUGAGCGCGUCAAUUUCACCCUCAACGAUGCCAGGGCUUCAGUGAUUAUUGUCAACAAGAGCCAGUACGACAAAGGCGGUUUGGACCAUCUUCAGCCUCGCAUCCUGUGCAAAGUGUCCCCAGAGGUGUUCCCAGUUGAAGAAGAACUGUUUUUGGUCUCAGUGGAGCUGGACACAAAGGAUGGGGACAAAGAGACAGCCACCGUAGUCCCGAACUGCUGCUACAUCAUCUACACAUCAGGCUCUACAGGCCGACCAAAGGGCGUCCAGUGCCACCGACCUGGCGUGGUGAACCUCUCGAAGGGGCAGAUCAAGUUCUGGGAUCUUGACAAACAUGACGUCACCGCACAGUUCGCUUCCAUCGGAUUCGACGCGGUCAUCUCAGAGAUGUUCACCGUGUUCCUGUCCGGAGGCACCCUGGCCGUGCUCUACACCGACGAGCGUCAAGGCGACGAGUUCAAGAAGGUCAUGGUAGAUCUCAACGUCACGGUCAUGACUCUCCCCCCAGGCAUGUGGAACGUUUAUGAUCCAAAGGAAUUCCCCACUGUGAAAAAGGCCAUUACAGCAGGAGAGGCAUGCACACGCCCAAUUGCUACCAAGUGGGCUAGUCACGCGCGCUUCUUCAAUGCUUACGGACCAGCAGAGAAUACGGUCUGUGCUACCAUUUUCGAGUUUAACCCGAAGCAGGGGACGGACGGUGAUCUGCAGGACUUGCCAAUAGGCUAUGGUAUUGAGAACGUGCAAGUGUACGUCUUUGACGAGUUUCUUAAACCAGUCCCUCCUCAUGUAGUAGGAGAGCUCUACAUUGGCGGAAAUUCCCUCUCAGCAGGUUAUAUCGGCCACGCUCGGGCUAUGAAUGAGAUUCGGUUCCUGCCCAAUCCACUGUGUCAAGGCCAGCUGCUGUACCGGUCAGGUGACCAUGCCGUGGCCUCGGAAAAUGGCGACCUCACCUUUGUAGGCAGACUGGACGACCAGGUGAAGAUCCGUGGACAGAUGGUCCACUUGAGUGGUGUGGAGAAAGUCGUGCUGAGCUUCCCCGGAGUGAGCGAGGCGGCUGUCGUCAAGCAUCAGGUCGGACAAUCUGACGCAGCACUGGCUGCAUUUGUGGCUCCUGCCGAUCUGUCCAAGUCGGAACUCAUGGCGUACCUUCAGAGUAAACUCAACAAGUAUAUGAUCCCCUCCUACGUCAAGUUUAUGGACGUCAGCGAGUUCCCUAAGAACCUCAGCGGCAAGAUUGACAGGAAGAAGCUGGAAACGGAUGAGUCUGUGAUGCGUCGUGACACGUCGGACGUCCUGCCACCUGCCACGCCCACAGAGCGACGCCUUGCCGAAAUCUGGGCCGAUCUUCUGGGCCUGAAGUUGGCCAUCGUGAGCCAGGAUGACGAGUUUGAGGAUCUAGGCGGAAACUCUCUGAAGAAUGUUCAGCUGCUGGAGAUAAUCAAAAGAGAUUUUGCUGUGAGCCUGCGGUAUACAGACAUCGAAGACGGCACUACUCUCUCGGAGAUGGCUGCUGAGAUUGACCAGGCCAUGCAGUAAAGGCCUCACUGUUGAAACUUCAUUUCUUAGCCUAGUCUAGGGAAAAACGAUUGUUAAGUAGAUUUUUCACGAAACGCAUUCACUAAUAAAAAUGAAAUUCGGAGGAAAAAAGUUUGAGAUAUUUCCAAGCAGGCCGUUUUCUUCAUAUUCAACAAUAACCUUUAAAUUUUACUUUCACGUUCCGUUACAACACUUUAUUUACAUAGCUCUAUUUUUAUCAAUUCUUUUUCUCAACUUACCAAGUAGAUGCGUACAUCAACAUCAGUGUUUCUUCAAUCUGUCUUACAGCGUGCUGUAGUAACAACUUAUCCCUUUAUUUGGAAUCACACAAUUUUCGUGGACAGAAGCUGCUUUAAGGUAUUGGAAAUAUCUUUUUUUAGAAGACAAGUAGCAGAAAAAAAUCCGUGUGCACUCAUUUGCCUUUUGUAAUUAAAUAGUUUUACUUUGUUCGUCCCGAAUUAAAACUACAGGUACCUAGCUAUAGUAUUGCGAAAUAAGCUGCCUUUUUCUUUCAAAUAGUAGAAUUGUUUUGUUGAUACCUACGUGCUGUUUAUUUAAUCCCUUGACUAAGAACUGAUUUGUGAAUAUUUACCUUUCAUUGAAUGAGUUCGGUAACAGACAUUUCAUUACUUUUCAAGAGAAUAUUGUGUUUUAAAAAACAUGUGAGAUUUUUCAACAGAAUCAGUUUUUCCUUUUUUUUUUCUUUUGGUAGUAUUCAUAAGAGUGCCCAUAACUAUCUUGAUUACAUGUAUUGGGAAUCACAUAGCCCGUGGACUUAAUUGAGUCUUCAGGUUUGGGAUAGGCAUCUAACUUUCACUAUUCAUUUAUAUGUUUCCGUUAGAGUUAUUUUAACACGUUUCAUUAUAUUAAGCUUAUUUUGUUAGCCCAUCUCCUUCAAUUAGGAUAAGUUAAUUGAAUUCUGUAACCAGUAUUCCAAACACUGUGAAAGAUAAAACUACAAAAAGUUUACCUACUUGUGUUUGUUUCAUCUUUCUUGACCCCUGACUCCACUACUAUCGAAGCUCCAACCAUCAACAUCAGCAUCGCCAGUAUCAUUAGGCCCAGUCGUAGAUCUAGCCUCUGGUUGCUCUAGUGGUGAUCCCUUGCCACUUCCACUAUCGUCAAAAAUCAUCAUCGAUGUUAUGCGAAACAUUGCAUCGUCUUCAACUGUCAUAUCCACCGAUAUAUCCGACUGGGUAUCGUCAUCUGGGUCUGGUUCAGGAUUUUUUUAAAUGUCAAGAAGAUUGCGACCUGAAGGGUCUAGCAGCGAUAAAUCACUAAUUUUUUCUUUAAUUUGCAAAAAUUCCAAACUUUAGGUGUAAAACUGAUCUUUAUAAGAUAAUCCGAUACUUUACUUCCUGCUUGCGACAGAGUCAUCUGGAGUUACUUCCCCUGUUUCAGGUUACCAGCGGUAGGGCCAAUAGGAAAUGACAGCGUAAACCGACACCAGGGGUUUAGGAUUUUAAGGGUUUUUAAAUAACCAUAGUUUUGAUCUACCUUUGUCUAAUUAUAUUUGUCCGCUUUUUGUUGUUGUUUGGUAGUUGUUUUUUUUUCAAAUUUUUCAAUAAAGUAAGUAAGCGUU